Capsella rubella is the source of this 988-nucleotide messenger RNA. RefSeq lists its product as uncharacterized. Gene Ontology annotation, molecular function: serine-type endopeptidase activity. The record is from RefSeq and is a predicted model, not a curated record. Lineage: Eukaryota; Viridiplantae; Streptophyta; Magnoliopsida; Brassicales; Brassicaceae. The transcript has 5 exons. The coding region runs from base 168 to 785 and encodes 205 amino acids.
ACCAAACCAAACCCAUAGGGUUUGUACUUGUUGCUGUUCUAUUCUGUUCCUAUCGACUACGGCGACGACGCGGCGGAGGAGAAGACCGACGCGGCGGCGGAGAAACCAUAUUCAAAUCCUAUAGCAUUUCUAUUGGAAACGAAACUCUCUCUCAUUUCGUUGGAGUCAUGGCCUCAAUCUCGACUUGGUUUCGAUACAUGGCUCACAAGCUCGAGUAUUCCCUCACGCUCAGUCUCAAGAGUCAUAGGAGGGAAAAACUGAGUGACAGGGAACUCAUUCAAAUUGUCUUCAAGAAUCUAUUCUAUGGAAAAAUAAGCUUCUUACACUCGGAUAAAGUACCAGAAAUGUCACCAACCAUGACCGCUAAGGAAAACACACUUCUUAUCCGUAAGAUACCAAUUGCUAAUACCAGGUUUGUAUUCAUUGGAGAUGCUGUCGUCUUAAAAGACCCAAAGGAUUCAGAUAAGUAUCUUGUAAGAAGAUUAGCAGCUGUAGAAGGAUUUGAAAUGGUAUCAGGUAAUGAAAAAGAGGAGCCUUUCGUUCUCGAAAAGGAUCAGUGUUGGGUAAUAGCUGAAAACCAGGAUCUAAAAGCUAAGGAAGCAUAUGAUAGUCGAACAUUUGGUCCCGUUUCAACAGCAGACAUUGUUGGAAGAGCUAUAUAUUGUUUGAGGACAGCUGUCGAUCACGGUCCCGUUAGAAACAGUCACACUGCAAUGGGACACGAUUCUCCAAUCCUUGCCGUAGAAUUGGACGUGGAAGAGAUGGCUAAAAACCACAAGGCAUAAAAAGAGAAACACUUUCUUGCAUGUGUUUGUUUUUUUUGUUGGAUGUGUCAAAGCUAAAUUGCGUUCUUUGAUUGGAAAUUUGAGAAAAGAAUAAAUCAUGACAACAAUGAUGAUAAAUCCGAUUUUAUUUUUGAAAACCAGUGUUUGUUUGUAGCCUGAAAUAUAUACAGUAUUUGCAGCAAUAUACCGACACUGUUAACUUA